AUGGUGGCAGUGGCAGCUGCAGGGAGUGGGAUGCCCAAAGAGGAGAAGGCUCCCGAAGGGGCAGCAGCAGCUUUGCAGUUCCAAUCCCUAAUGAGUGCACACUGCCUAGCAUUGGUGCUUGGAGCGGUAAAGGACUUGCUAAAGGCAGACUCUGAUGUAAUGCUGGCAGGUCAGGAAGCCAUCUUUAUCCUGGCGCGAGUUUUGGAGCUGUUUGUGGAAACUAUUGCAAAAGAUGCCUACUGCUGUGCUCAACAAGGAAAGAGGAAAACUCCCCAGAGGAGAGAUUUGGAUAAUGCAAUAGAAGCUGUGGAUGAAUUCACUUUUCUAGAAGGCACUUUGGAUUGA
This is a messenger RNA of Rattus rattus (black rat), 345 nucleotides long. Its product is annotated as DNA polymerase epsilon subunit 4-like. Gene Ontology annotation, cellular component: nucleus; epsilon DNA polymerase complex. The coding region runs from base 1 to 345 and encodes 114 amino acids. The record is from RefSeq and is a predicted model, not a curated record. The transcript has 2 exons. Gene Ontology annotation, molecular function: DNA binding; protein heterodimerization activity. NCBI's taxonomy places the organism in Eukaryota, Metazoa, Chordata, Mammalia, Rodentia, Muridae.